AUGAUCAAGGCUUUCGUUGUUCUCGCUGCUGCUGCUGCCUCGCUCGUUGCCGCCUCGGACCGUGUGUCCGUGAAGGGCUACACCGCCGACUCGAAGGGCGCCCUUGACUGCAAGUUCGGCAGCGGUGACAUCCUGAAGAAGUGCGGCACCUGCGCCAAGAGCAUCACGGAGUGCGCCACCUCGAACCCUAACAAGACCGAGCAGGUCUGCGUUAGCGACAUCGCCUCGUUCGCUGGUGACUGUGGUGGCUGCGCUGUCAACAUCCUCGAGUGCCUGUAA
Molecule: messenger RNA, 279 nt
Organism: Malassezia restricta
Lineage: Eukaryota; Fungi; Basidiomycota; Malasseziomycetes; Malasseziales; Malasseziaceae
Exons: 1
Coding region: 1-279 (92 amino acids)
Source: RefSeq, a predicted model, not a curated record